UGCGUGUCUGCUGGAGGGCUCACGCCCCCCUUCUUACGUACAUUGACCGGGGGAGCUUCUAGGAGGGGUUGUUUACUGACGAAAGCGAAAAGUUAGGCACGUAGAACACUUAACAGAUCUUUUUGGUUUUGGAAAACAGUUCACCGCUGCAAACGGCAGUCACGGUUGCUGACUGGAGAGCAAGAGCGCUCGGGGAAGCGUGAUCAACAAUGGGGAGCAUUUCUGUUGAAACAACAGCCACUACGGGGGAGCCGGCGCUGGGCUGGCAAGAAGCUCUACCGAGUUUUAAACCAGGAGCCGAACCGAACCAUCUCGAGGUCCGCUCUGUAAAACGAGAUUACCACCACAGGGUUUUUGUCAACCGGAGUCUAAAUUUGGAAAAUAUCAGAUGCUAUGGCUUUGACAUGGACUACACUCUGGCCAUGUACAAGUCCCCGGACUACGAGGAGCUGGGAUACGAGCUGCUGAUGGAACGGCUGGUGAGCAUCGGCUACCCCCACGAGCUGCUGCAGUACAAGUAUAACCCCAGCUUCCCAACACGCGGCCUGGUGUUCGACAACUCCUUCGGUAACCUGCUGAAGGUGGACUCCCAUGGCAACAUCCUAAUCUGUGUGCACGGGUUCAGAUUUCUCAAAGGAGAGCAGAUCGAGGACUAUUACCCGAACAGGUUCAUCCAGAGAUACAACACUGAACGAUUCUAUAUCCUCAACACACUCUUCAACCUCUCAGAAACCUACCUGUACGCCUGUCUCGUUGACUUUUUCACCAACUGCUCCAGAUAUGUAAACUGGCAGACGGGAUACAAACACGGCGACCUCUUCAUGUCCUUCAAAAGCAUGUUCCAGGACGUGCGUGACGCCAUGGACUACAUGCACGAGACCGGCACUUUGAAGAAGAAGACGCUGCGGAACAUGGAGAAGUACAUUGUCAGAGAUGAACGUCUCCCGCUCCUCCUCACUCGAAUCAAAGAGGUGGCCAAAGUGUUCCUGGCUACCAACAGUGACUACAGCUACACAGAGGCCAUCAUGGAAUACCUGUUAGACUUCCCUCAGUUCCACAAGGUAAGCGACAGAGCGUAUCACUUUAAACCUGAGGGUUUGCUAUUUCAGAGACAGACACAAAAAAGAUAUCACAUACGAAUAAUAAUAAUAAUAAUAAUAAUAAUAAUAAUAAUAAUAAUAAUAAACCCCAUUUCUGUAUUUCAGCCCGGGACACCCAAGCGCUCUUGGCGCUCCUACUUCGACCUGAUCGUCGUGGAUACCAGGAAGCCUUUGUUCUUUGCUGGUGGGACUGUGCUGAGGCAGGUGGACACGGACACAGGGAAGCUGAGAAUUGGGACAUACACAGGGGGUCUAAAGCACGGGACAGUGUACUCUGGAGGUUCCUCGGACAUGGUGUGUGAUCUCCUGGACGUGAAGGGUAAGGACAUCCUGUAUGUGGGGGACCACAUUUUCGGGGACAUCCUGAAGUCGAAGAAGCGGCAGGGCUGGAAGACGUGCCUGGUGGUGCCAGAGCUGGCGAAGGAGCUGCAGGUGUGGACGGAGAAUAGCUAUCUGUUUGAGGAGCUGAAGAACCUCGAUAUUUAUUUAGCCAAGAUGUACAAGCACCUGGACAGUGGCAGCAAGGUGUGUCCAGACAUCAACACCAUCCAGGCAGAGAUCAAGAAGCUCACGCGGGGGAUGGACAUGUGCUACGGGAUGAUGGGGAGUCUGAUGCGCUGCGGCUCGCGCCAGACGCUCUUCGCCAGUCAGCUGAUGCGCUACGCCGACCUGUACACCGAGUCCUGCCUCAGCCUGCUCUACUACCCCUUCAACUACCUGUUCAGAGCCCCGCCCCUGCUGAUGCCCCAUGAGUCCGCUCUGGAACACUGUCCGCUCGACCUCAACUUGUCUGAACUGUCCGUGGCCAACCAUGUACUGAAGGUCACAGAUGCCAAGGAGGAAGUAGAAAGCAAUGACAGGAAAUGACACGAGCAUGGAGGUGGCGCCCAUCAGUGUUCUGUAGACCGUGUCUGCGUGUGUUUGUGUCUGCAGAAACAGAAUGAAACUGUGGGUGUGAGAGAGAGGGAGAGGAGAGAGAGAGAGAGAGAGAGAGAGAGAAAGACAGCUUUCCAGCAUCCCACAGAUCGUCUCCAUCAUCAGCAAUGUGCAGAGUGUGGGGGGGAGGGGGGUGAGUGAUGUACACACAGCCCAUAAUGUCCUGCGUUUCCCUGGGGACGUAUGGGUGCCUGUGCACACGAUGCGCAGGUUUUUUUAUAGAGUAGCUUGAUUUCAACGCAUAACUCAGUUAAAAUUGAUUGAAAUAGUGACCAAUACUUUUUUUUUUUUUAAAUGGUCGUUCCACAUUUUGUUGCUACGUUUCUGUCUGGCCAGUUCUAUCGCCUCAAAUAUUAUCUUUUUUUUCUCUGUUUUGGGCCGAACUCACCUGUGUAGCAUUAGCCAGAUUUAAGUGUGUUCAUUAGUGAAUAACGAACUUCAUGUAUAAUUCUGGGGUUUGAAUACAUAGAAGAGUCGCUGAUUGUCAGAGAUUGACCUCUUCCUGUUGCCUUGGCGAUGCUGUGUAUGCAUCCCACUCAUUCAGGUCAUACUGAGCGUGACGACCAGCCCACACGCAUGUGCGUCAGCGCACCAAUGGCAGCACCUCACCCUCAGAUCCGAGCCUGUCCAUACAGGGACACGAGCAGGCUGCUCUUCAUGACCUUAUGAGGAUGUCAGGUCACAGAAAUGAUUGGGUUUGUGUUAGGGUUAGGGUUAGGGUUCGGGUUAGGGUUAGGGUUAACCCAGAAAUAGAUUCCACCCUCUCUCUUGCCUACUCCUGACCUAAUGUGGGUUGUUCAUAAACUCAUGAAUAUGUAAAAUAGUUCAGUAAUGUAGGUUAUGUUUGUCCUCACUACCACUACACUCUCUAUUGGGCACUUCCAUUGCAGUUAAGUGUGCAUUCUGUUGGAGUGUUACAUAUUUAUUUCCCUUUAACAGUCCAUUCACACAUCCACCAUCAUCGCCACCACCAUCAUAGUAUUUAGUCAGUGCGUGUGUGCGUUUUAUCUGUGGGAGUUUCAGUUUAAAAGUAUAGUUUUUUUUAUUUAUUUUGCCUUUCAUAAAAUGAGCCAUUCCCCCAGAUUGGUUUUCUUCUGUGAGGCAUCUCAUGUGAAGAUUGGUUGGGUGGUGGGCGGCACGUUGUGGGGGUGCUGACUCAUUGGUAGUUUGGCAGCGCAUUAGUUUGGGGGCGGAACUGUAGAUUAGAAUGUACUGUUCUCCUCCAGCUCAGGGGGUCUUCAGUGUGGCGCAUGAGUCAUUUGGCGGAAACCAUUCAUACCGUUUCGCGACAGCCUUUGAAGGUAAACGCCAGUCAAAACGGAAACGUUUGACCCUGUGCCUUGGUUACCGUGGUGACAGCUGCUGCCUGUGACUGGCUUGUUUUAAGUUUCAGUUUGUGUGCAAAAGAAACUCAAGCAGCUGCAUUAGAACGUCAUAAAUGUAGAAGCCGUGCUACUCAUUCCACAGUCAUUUAAGGAAUUUAAAUUAUUUCUGAUGGUAAAAUGUUCUGGCCACCAAUAUUAUGAUGAAAAAGCAGAUCAGUUAUAAACAUGAAGAUCUCCCUUUAAUAUCACAUUGUCCUAAAUGCCUUUAUUAUAUGUGGACUGAGUGCAUUGAAAUUGUGGCCAUAUUGUGGUUAAGCAACAUUUGCAUUUUUUGUGGUGCAGUAGGUACUGUAGGUUUGUAUUGUUCAUUUAGAUGUCAGUUGUUUAUCAAAGCAGUAAACAGGAAAUAAGUUUCUGUUAGAGGACAUUUUCUUUUUUAACUACAGCAGUUAUGAUUGGAUGCUGAUCCUGUCACUGUGGGUUGGUGUGUCAGUUAUGAUUGGAUGCUGAUCCUGUUGCUGUGGGUGGAUGUGUCAGUUAUGACUGGAUGCUGAUUCUGUCACUGUGGGUUAGUGUGUCAGUUAUGAUUGGAUGCUGAUUCUGUCGCUGUGAGUUAGUGUGUCAGUUAUGAUUGGAUGCUGAUUCUGUCGCUGUGGGUGGAUGUGUCAGUUAUGAUUGGAUGCUGAUUCUGUCGCUGUGGGUGGGUGUGUCAGUUAAGAUUGGAUGCUGAUUCUGUCGCUGUGGGUGGAUGUGUCAGUUAUGAUUGGAUGCUGAUCCUGUCCCUGUGGGUUGGUGUGUCCGUUAUGAUUGGAUGCUGAUCCUGUCGCUGUGGGUUGGUGUGUCCAUGCCUCAGUCACAGAUGUGUCAUCUGGGGGAGUGGUUAUGUUUGCAUUCACAGAGAUUAGGAAGGUACCCAUUGAUUAUCUUCUAAAUUUUAUAUAGAUAUUAGAUAAUAUAGAUUUUUAUAUAUAUAAGCUUUUGGCUUAAUUUGGGGAGUGAUGGGGAGAUUGUUUUUUAUGAUAUUUGGUAAGUAAUUGUGACUUUUAGAAGAGUGAUUUUUUUUAUUGAUCCUGCAUUGUUCCUAUAACUUUGCUGUGAAGUGUUCAAGAGGGCAUGUUCUGCUCCUCCCUCUAACCGUUGGGCUGUGGUCUUACUGUUAUGUAGCACGCUAUAUGACAAAGCAUUUUUCAGAGAAUGGUCCAGGUCAAAUGGAAGAUCAAAGUAUGGAGUAUACUACUAGAUCAGAAUGAGCUUUAAUCAAGGUUUGAGCAAAAUGUUCAUAUUUGAAAUAAAACUUGUCACUGUGAAACUCUAAAUCUAAAUCAGAGUCCGUAUAUAUGGGCAAAACAUGAGUAACAGUGUACUUUUGAGUCUAGAUUGGCCAAACACCUUGCUUAGGGUGGCAUUUCCCAAUGUCUCCACAGUGUGAACAGUUACAUACAGUUCUGCCUGUUUUUAUUAUUGUCAUGCAUCCUAGAAAGAUAGCUGCCUGAGAAACUAUAGCAGUGGUAACCAACCCUGUUCCUGCAGGUCUACUAUCCUGUGGGUUUUCACUCCAAACCCAACAAAGCACACCUCUUUCAACAGCUAGAGCAGGGCUGUCCAACCCUGUUCCUGGAUAUCUGAUGUCCUGUAGGCUUUCACUCCAACCCCAACAAACUACACCUUACUCAACAGCUAGAGCAGGGCGUCCCAACCCUGUUCCUGGAGAUCUACCGUCCUCUAGGUUUUCACUCCAACACUAACAAAGCAUACCUCAUUCAACAGCUAGAGCAGGGCUGUCCAACCCUGUUCCUGGAGAUCUACCAUCCUGUCGGUUUUCACUCCAACACUAACAAACCAUACCUCACUCAACAGCUAGAACAGGGCUGCCCAACACUGUUCCUGGAGAUAAAUUUGUCCUGUAGGCUUUCACUUCAACCCCAACAAAGCACACCUCAUUCUACAGCUAGAGAUCUCUAUGAGCUGCUAAUUAGUAGUCUGCUGUGCCAAAUAAGGGUUGAAAUGAAAGCCUACAGCAUCUUAGACAUCCAGCAACAGGGAUAGUUGCCACUGGGCUAUAGAGGUGUAACUGAUAGCAAAGGGGCAAGCAAAGUGUUGUUGUUAUUAGACUAUAAUGUCUGACCAGAAACAGCAACAUUUGAAAAGCGCAUCUCGUUAGUUUUUAUUUUGGUGUCUGUAACAAUAGUGUUUCUGGAAAAAAAAAAGUUUUGUCUUGUUAGGAGGGAUACAUUUGUCAGUGCCUUAUAUACCAGGCUCAUUGCACUAUAGAAUCCCAUGUUGUAGUGUCUAGCGACACGCUCAUGGUCUGGAGUUUAUUCCUGUGUGCCCCGGUGUGUCCCUGGGGUGGGGGGGGGGUAUUUCCUUCGCUCUGAUUCCAUCUCUUCACUGGAACUCCUCCGGUCGAAUAGGCAGCUGCCGUCCGCCGGCACCACGUCUGCCUAACUGCGCAGCUCUGCUUUUGGACUACGGGGUGAAAAAAGCCCCCUUUUGGGGGAGAACAUGAGCUGGUCUGCGCUCUCCCAAACUGAAGGAGGGAGUCCGACAGGCCAGUGACUACAACUGAGCGAUCCAGCUUCUUAGUUCAAAUUUCACACUUUCAUGAGGACACUGAUAAUAUGUGGCCUUUUUAUGUAAAUAUGAAUAAUGUGUUAGUUGUGAUAUUUAAUGUUUGACAGGCCAUUAAAAUGUACAGUAUGUGUAUUAAUAAAGAUGGAAGAUGACUAUGCCUUGGCUGUGUGUGGGAAUUCUGGGCUGGAUGUGUGUUAUUUUUAAAGAUAAACGUGAAGCAUUCUGAGCGUGAACAGCCCUGGGUAUGUCUGCAAAUCUUUUGAAGCUUCCACACUUCACACUUUCACAAAAGCUGAAAUUUAUAUGCGUAUUAUCUUAUGAUUUAUACCCAGUGUACCGAUGGGAUUAGUGGAUGUUGCUUUUAAAGCCAUUUCAAGUAAUUUGUAUGCAAUGUGAUAAAAUGUAAUAAAAUUUGACAAAUUAAUGAUGACUGGUAACAGAAAUGCUGAUGUACAAGGGGAAGAUCCAGGGAACUACAGGCCCAUUAGUUUACCCAAUCCCGUGUAUAAUUUUAGAAUUUUUAAUUUGUGCUACAUUUAAACUGGCUGUUUCAAUUUCAAUUCAAGUGACAUAAUCCAAUUUAUUUUACAUAACACUGCUCAACAUCUCAAUCACAAAAUCCAAUGGCUUCUUUGUACCAGGUUUGUACACCCAAGUGCAGAUCUUAGGUUCAGCAGCAGAAGAAAAUAAAAUCUUAAUUUUAA
This is a messenger RNA of Anguilla rostrata (American eel), 6636 nucleotides long. RefSeq names its product cytosolic purine 5'-nucleotidase-like. The record is from RefSeq and is a predicted model, not a curated record. Gene Ontology annotation, molecular function: 5'-nucleotidase activity. Lineage: Eukaryota; Metazoa; Chordata; Actinopteri; Anguilliformes; Anguillidae. The coding region runs from base 210 to 1967 and encodes 585 amino acids. The transcript has 17 exons.